This is a messenger RNA of Thlaspi arvense, 2271 nucleotides long. The record is from the annotation of a GenBank genome assembly. Lineage: Eukaryota; Viridiplantae; Streptophyta; Magnoliopsida; Brassicales; Brassicaceae.
GAUAAUUAUUAGAACGGCCCAAUAAUGGAGAGAGAGAGAGGGAACUGAUACAUUAGUGUGUGUGUUUUCGGCUCGUUCGAGAGUGGGAGAGAAUGAGGAAAGCUCCUUCUCUUGCGCUUCUCUGCAUCCAAGCCCUCAAGCUCGAGCUCCUUCAAGGCGGCAACCCAGUUCCGGAUGUAUACGAGCUUCCAUCGGAGUUGCUUGAUGCCGUCGUCGCACGCUUGCCCGCACUGGCUUUGCAUAAUUUCCAGACGCACAUGCCGUUCAAGCGAUGUGAUGAUUAUGAAUCUGGUGGUGAUGACUGCUUGAUUAGUGGGAGAAAACGCGCAAGAAACGAUGUACUCGCUAGUUCUUGGAAGGGCUUGUUCAAGCUGCGGUGGCCUGAGCAUACUAACCUCGUGGAGCCACCACCAGCUGAAUGGCGACAGCUUUACUGGGAAAAGCAUCUUCAAGAUUGUGUUGAUGAAGCAGCUGAGGCGGCUAUGCGUCCCACGUUUUGUGGUCGGAUAGGUUCCAUUAGUGUAUCAGGCAAGUACAAGAUACUGAGAUACAUUUGCCAUGAAGAGCACACCAGUUGUCGUCAACAAUGUGUCUGCACGGAACUCUCUUUUCAUCUCCAGACAUUUGGACCGUAUCUUAGGUGCCUGAGGCUUCUGAAUGCGCUCUGCGUUACUGAAACUUGUGAGUUACUGAGGACAAGUAGAUUGCAAACUCUGGUUCUACGUUGGAUCAGAUCUGAGAAACAUGUUGAGCCCUUGUGCAAGCUCUUGAUCCAGAGCCGAGAAACAUUAGCUUCGCUUGAAUUUAUUCACUGUAAGCUUUCUUCGAGUUUCAUCAGUGCAAUCUGCGCUUCUCUUCAUGGAAAAGACAUUCACACAAGUGGGAUUCAGCGUUUCUGUAUAAAGACAUCUAGCAUUGACAUGGAUCCACUUGCUGCGCCUUCUGCUUUCAUUUCGUUCUUGAGUUCGGUGAGGUCCUUACGUUCUUUACAUAUCUGCGAUAGCCACCUCGACAGGCAUAUCGCGAGGAUAGUUUUCUCUACACUUCUUGAUUCGUCCUCAGAUCUUUCGUACCUUGACCUCUCUGAGAACAACGUUUCAGGAUGGCUUUCCACUUUCAGUUGGAGAUCUGUUAAUGGUUCUCUGUCGUCUGGGAAGUCAUUAGAGUCGCUGUGCAAGCUCAACUUAAGGGGGAAUGAGCUCGACAAAUACGAUGCCGAGAAUCUUGCACAUGCGCUUCUUCAUAUGCCCGUGUUGGAAUCUCUUGACCUGAGCGGGAACCCCAUUGAAGACGGUGGGAUCAGGUGUGUCCUAAAAGUUCCUGCAUUUGUAGUGUUAAAGAGUACAUCAGCGGAGUUACAUUUCUCUUACAUGCUUGUCGUGAGGUGCAGAAGCUUAAUAUCUUACUUCACAAAGAAUCCGAAUUCUCUUCUAGCCGAUUUGAACUUGGAGAACUGCGAGCUAUCAUGUUGUGGAGUUAUCGAGUUUCUUGAUACCCUCUCAACGCUGGAGAAAACUCUAAAGUUCCUGUCUGUUGCAGAUAACGCUCUCGGAAGCGAGGUUGCGGAGGCCAUAAUAAGCUCAUUGACAGUCUCCAUCGAGUCUCUCAACAUCUCGGGUAUAGGACUUGGUCCUGUUGGGUUUGUUGAGCUAGGCGAAAAACUUGUUAAAGGGGUGAAGAAGCUGCUGAGUAUCAAUAUAAGCAAAAACCGUGGAGGAGUAGAGACCGGUAGGUUUCUGUCGAAGCUCAUACCCAUGGCACCGAAGCUCGUCUCAGUCGACGCAUCCUACAACCUUAUGCCACCCGAAUCCUUGCUCAUGCUAUGCGAUGCCUUGAGAAGCGCGAAAGGUGAUCUCAAACGUCUUGACAUGACCGGGAAUAGCUGCAUCAGCCUCGAAGCUGGCCAUUCUUCAUCUCUCCUUGGUGAAUUUCAACACAGCGGAGAGCCCAUCUUCCUUCUACCUUCAUCCUCGGCUUCGCACGUCCCUUACGAUGACGAGCCGUAGAUCAAUUCCUCCAUCUCUGGUCUGGUGAAUCCGUUGGUUUGGUUCCAUCUUGUUGUCUGCUUUUAGUUCCAACUCCAACAAUUGUAAAACAUAUUUGUGUUUAUGAAAGCAUUUUGGAUCAACCCACGAUUUGACAUUUUUCAACUUUGAUAUUCAGAAAUUUUUUCAAAUUUAUUUAUCUAUUUUGACCAUAAGUUUUUAGUUUAUUGCCUGUUAGGUUUUCUAUUAAUAUGUAAUUUUAUUGAUUUGUUUACUUUGUUAUUAU